This is a messenger RNA of Dunckerocampus dactyliophorus (ringed pipefish), 6747 nucleotides long. RefSeq names its product striatin interacting protein 2 (gene strip2). The coding region runs from base 2451 to 4970 and encodes 839 amino acids. The record is from RefSeq and is a predicted model, not a curated record. Gene Ontology annotation, cellular component: cytosol. NCBI's taxonomy places the organism in Eukaryota, Metazoa, Chordata, Actinopteri, Syngnathiformes, Syngnathidae. The transcript has 22 exons. Gene Ontology annotation, biological process: cytoskeleton organization.
UCUUUAAUGUACAAAAUGUAUCAAAAUGGCUCUCAGUGGAAAAAGUUUGGACACCUCUGUUCUUGAGUUUGAGCGUUGAGAGAGUGUGUGUGUGUGUGUGUGUGUGCGCGUGCGCGUCCUUGUUGAACAGCUGCCUCAGGAUCCCAGCCUUUAGGGUGGGAUAUACUUUUUUAUUUUAUUCCAACAUGGGGUGACACCAGCAUCAUUUAUGGAUAUGUAUAUAAAAUAUACAUACUAUACGCAGAUAUGUUGAUUUUAAAAUGUAGGACGGAAAAAAAGAAAAAAAAUUCUCCUCUAUUUAUUGUUGUAAAUCCUCCAACAUGUUUUAAGUUGCCUAAUUAAGAGAAGUUUAAAUAUUGCAACAACGUGGUAGAUGAUGAGCAAUAAUCUGUAAUCUCCAAUAAAGAUGUACAAAACGUGAGAACUUUGUGAUGUUUCUUGCAUGGGGGAGGAUGUAUGUGUGGACAUGCAGCUGCCGAGGUCCGUCACGGCCUGGGUGACUUCAUCCAAGCCUCAGCUGACUGUCGGCCUUUAUUUAUCCCCUACCAAGACACUGACCUUUUUGUUGCCUUUUUUUUAUCGAUGCGGCGACAAUUCCCCCCUUGCUGCUCCAGUAUGUGCUACCAUACCCUCAUGUCAUCUUAAGAGGCUUUCCCUUGGCAGGAUGUGUACUGAGGUUGUCAGCAUAUCAAAUAUCGAACUAUGUCUUAUCCCUGUUGUCAAAUGGGACAAAAUGUGAAAUCCACACAUUAUAUGGUGCACAAUCUGAUAAAUGUAACAAAAAAUCUGCCUUAACAAUUCCAAUAAUGCCCAUUUUGCUUGCGCUAUUAUAGUUAUAUGCUUUUAGCCCUUAAGAUGUGCUUUAAAUAUACUCACAGAUUUAUCCCUAAUGAUGAAAAAUGUCCCCUUCCAACAAAUAUGCAUGAUUCUUGUCCACUUCCAAGGAGUAAGUCUUUCAAAAUUGAAACUUAUACACUAUAUAUACAUUUUAUUGUUGGAAAUAACUUUCCAUUCAGUUGUUUUUGUUAUUAUAAUUAUUAUUAGGUCCUCAGAUGGCUCAAUGAUUGACAGCAAUAUUUAUUUUCAUGCUUAUUUUUCUCCUGUGUCAUUAAAUAAUAAAAUAAAAAUCACCUUCGCAACAGCUGCUUUAAGUCAUUCAAUUCCAGCCAUUUUUCAAAAGACAACCCCUUCAGUACCAGGCCAUGUUAGACCAUUUGACUGAUCUUUGAAGGCACACAGAAUGUUGUGUUCUAUGGCUAUAUAAACAUGGAACAUAUCAAAAGAAAGAUUAAAUAAGACUCCUGUCUUUCAUCAUUUAAAAAAAGUUUGUUUCUACCCUUUUCCGUUCUUUAGUAAUCAGCAGUGGAACAUAGAUGUGUUUCAGGAAAAUAACAGUUCCCGACAAACGGGGCAAAAAACAGCUCUUUGUGAAAGGAUACAUUUCAAGCAUAGCUUUCACUUUGACACAUUUUUUUUUUUUUGCUUUUGUGACAGCUCAAAUAUAUAAACAACUAUACCACAAAACAAAAGAGGUUGUUUUACAUCAAAAUAAUUUAUUUACAAUUUUGGAACUAAACUGCGUGUGCACGUGUGUGUGUAAUGCCUUAAAAUUUUCCUACAAUGCGUAACCACCUGCACGCUACACUCCAUGCUCUUCCUCUUCCUCCUUGCUGUCGAGUGUGUUUUUACAUAUGAAUGAUCUAUGCCGAGCUCUUAUCAAAUGCACUUCUGCCACAUUGUGGCCGUUUUCAUGGCUUAAAACUGCGCUCAAAGUGACAUCCAUUAGUGUGCAGUUGCGUCAUCGCUUCGUUUUGCCUCUUGCGUAAAAAAACGUAAAAGAAGUACAAAUACGUGUUUUGGAUUGUGUGUUCUGCUUUAUAAAAAUGUAUAAAUAUGUCUUUGGUAUUGAAUGAGUAAAAAAUACUCUGUAUUCAAAUUAUUUGACAUAAUUUUCCUGCCUGCUUUGAAUGGGGGAAAAAGUAGCACCACACGGUGGACACACAUAAACAUUACAAAUUUUGAAAGCCAGUAGUUCGAAUUGAAAUUCUAACAAAGGUUUGUACAUUAGUUCUCGUUCAGAUCAAAAAUGAUAUUUGCAAUGGGACAUUUUUUGCCAUUGAGAAUAAAUGUCAUUUGUUUUGCCAUUUUAAGUUAAUUUAAGGAUGGAGAUACAAGGCAAAACUGUGUUCAAUGUCCACUUUGGAGAUGAAUUAAAUGUAACGCUUGUCACAACAGUGUUCAUAUGCUUUUUCAUGUGUCGUUUUGCUAUCAUCAUUCCUAUCUAGCCCCGCCCCCCGAGGCGAACAGGGACAACGAAUCAAACACACGUUGAAAAGCAAAGGGGCGCGAACGCGACGCGGACACCCUCCUGUCAACUUGUCCUCCGGCUGCUCCGGUUGUCUCUCCGCCGCCCGGCAUGCUCUCUUAGCCCUUUGGGCCGUAAAAUAAAGAUGCAGGCGGAGGACAUGGAGGUACCUUUGCUGAAUAACCUGAACGAUAACGGCGACAGGCUGAGGUCGAAAGGGAAAGAUGUGUUCAAGGAUCAGCAGAAGGAGUCGGAGAGCUCCAUGGAGUCUCCCAACUUGGAGUUUGACUACGGAGACACGGACACGCUCACGGCUGAGCUCUCAGAGCUUUACAGUUACACGGAGGAGCCGGAGUUUGCUUUGAAUAGAGACUACUUUGAGGAGGACUUCAGGAGCCAUGCCCGAGGCCGCAGGUGGAUUGAUCUGAGCGCUGAUGAGCAGCGUGCCUACGUGAUGAGACUCCUUAAUGCUCUGGAGGUGACCGACAGGGACAAGAGGCUGAAGGUGGCCCGGGCCAUCCUCUACCUCGCUCAGGGGGUGUUUGACGAGUGCGACGCAGAGGUAGAUGUGCUCCGUUGGUCCAGACACAACGUCUUCCUACUGUACGACAUGGGCAUCUUCACGGCGCUGCUGGAGCUUCUCAGCAUGGAGAUAGAUAACAACCAGGCCUGCAGCAGCGCAGUGAGGAAGCCUGCCAUCUCUCUUGCAGACAGCACAGAGCUCAGAGUGCUGCUGAGUAUCAUGUACCUGAUGGUGGAGACCAUUCGGGUUCAGACGGAGGAUGACAGACCAGAGUGGAGAGCAGCCAGGGAGGCCUUCAAGAAUGAGCUGGGUGCGCCUCUGUACAACGGCGAGCCUUUUGCCCUGCUCCUCUUCAGCAUGGUGACCAAGUUCUGCAGCAUGAACGCACCACAUUUCCCCAUGAAGAAAGUACUGCUGCUCUUAUGGAAGACCAUCCUGUUCACCCUGGGGGGUUUCGAGGAACUCCAGGAGAUGAAGGUGCGGGGCCGCGAGCGUCUCAACCUGCCCCCGCUCCCUGAAGACAGCAUCAAGGUGGUGAGGGCUAUGAGGGCGGCCUCGCCUCCAGCCUCCGCCAUGGAGCUCAUCGAGCAGCAGCAGCAGCAGAAGAGGGGGCGACGCAGUCGAAGGAGUGCCUUUGUUGAUAGCUUGGAAGGAGACAGUCCCUUUCCCAAGAAGCAGCCGCUGGUCAAACAGGACAGCUUGGACACAUACAACGAGCGGGACCCCUUCAAGAACGACGACGCCCGCGACGAGGAGGAGGACCCCGAGGACGCAGACAGCGGCAUCGAAGGCGAAGUGGACCCCUUGGACCGCGACGUCAUCAUCCAGCCCCCGCCUCCGCCGCCACCUCUCCGACCCCCGACAGAAAGGGUGAACUUCCCAAAGGGCCUCCCUUGGGCUCCGAAAGUCAGGGAAAAAGAUAUCGAGCACUUCCUGGAGACAAGUCGCAACAAAUUCAUCGGCUUUACUCUGGGAAAUGACACUGAGACCCUUGUUGGCCUGCCCAGACCAAUCCAUGAGAGUGUGAAGACUCUCAAACAGCACAAAUACGUCUCCAUCGCUGAGGUGCAGAUGAAGCGUGAGGAGGAGCGACAACAGUGUCCAUUCAGCCUGGGCGAGGAGGAAGUGGAGGAGACGCCUGCAGAAGUGCUGUACCUGGGGAUGCUUCCAAACCUCUCCCAAUAUGUGAUUGCCCUGCUUAAGCUGCUGUUGGCUGCAGCGCCGACCUCUAAAGCCAAAACAGACUCCAUUAACAUUCUUGCUGAUGUGCUGCCUGAGGAGAUGCCAAUCACCGUCCUCCAGAGCAUGAAGCUAGGGAUUGACGUCAACCGCCACAAAGAAAUCAUCGUCAAGGCCAUAUCGGCUCUGUUGCUGCUCCUCCUCAAACACUUCAAGCUCAACCACAUUUAUCAGUUUGAAAUAGUCUCCCAGCACCUGGUGUUUGCCAACUGUAUCCCACUCAUCCUCAAGUUCUUCAACCAGAACAUCAUGUCUUAUAUCAGUGCCAAAAACAGCAUAUGUGUGUUGGACUUCCCCCACUGUGCUGUCCAUGAGAUGCCUGAGCUCACCGCUGAAAGCUUGGAGGCGGGAGACAGCAACCAGUUCUGUUGGAGAAAUCUGUUCUCCUGCAUUAACCUGCUUCGAACCCUCAACAAGCUGACCAAGUGGAAACACUCACGGACAAUGAUGUUGGUGGUUUUCAAGUCGGCCCCCAUCCUGAAGAGGGCGCUGAAGGUCAAGCAGGCCAUGAUGCAACUCUACGUACUAAAGCUGCUGAAGAUUCAAACAAAGUACCUGGGCCGGCAGUGGAGGAAGAGCAACAUGAAGACAAUGUCGGCCAUCUACCAGAAGGUCCGCCACCGGCUCAAUGACGACUGGGCCUACGGGAAUGAUAUCGACGCACGACCUUGGGACUUCCAAGCGGAAGAGUGCGCCCUGCGUGAGAGCAUCGAGAAGUUCAACAGCCGGCGGUACGACAAAAACAAGAAUGGCGAAUUUGCGCCCGUGGACAACUGCCUGCAGAGUGUGAUGGGCCAGCGCGUGGACCUGCCCGAAGACUUCCACUACAGCUACGAGAUGUGGCUGGAGAGGGAGGUUUUCUCGCAGCCCAUUGAGUGGGAGGGGCUCUUGCAGGAGCAGUGACGCAGGGGGGAAAAGAAAAGAUGGCUGCUCUGAGCGCACACGGACAAAACCACCAAGAACUGAGGUAGCGGUUGAUUAGAAACAUCUGGUAGCAACCACUUUAACUGCCCCUGCACUCUUCUUAUGCAGUCUCUUUUUAUGCCGUUGGUGCUGCUUUGACUCCUUACAUAUUUCUACGGAAGUACGUGUGUUUCCAGUCUAAAAGAUGUACAUUUAUCAUACAUUUGUCUUUAUAUACCAUUUUUCUUUACAUUGUAGCUCACAAAGCCUCUGUGUUGGUUGAUUGUUGAAGUUUUUAAUGUUUUUUAGGGUGGAAAAAGGCUUUUGAUUGCCCAAAUGUGAUAGAAGCAUGCACUGUUUAAUUGAAUGUGUUGCCAAAACAAGACACCAGCUGUAAAUUUGGGACAAUUUGCUAAUGUAGGAGGUAAAUCUAAUUAAUUUUCAACAUCACGGGGGUCCAAACCUUUUGAAAAAUUGAAUUGUGUGGGGGCCACUUUUAUAUUCUUCACAUUUGAAUUAAUCAAGCACGCUAUAAACAAUACAAUUGUUACUAUUUAGGCAACUAAAUUGCCUUUUUUAGGGCUUCAACAUUCUCACAAUCUUAACAAAUCUUGGGAACGUGUGUAUCCUAGCAAAAUGUUUUGCAGGUACCGGACGUGACCCCCCGCCCACAACCUGCUCAGUAGAGAGUGAAAAAUGGCCCUCGGGCUGGACUUUGUACACCCUUGUUUUAAGAUUUUAACACCAGAAGUGGUGUCAUUUACAUCCAGUACUAAAUCUGCCUGGCAACAGCACAGUAGAGCCACCUUUAAAUGAGCACAUGGUCACCACUAAAAUGUAUUUUUUCUACCUGACCUGCCAAAAAACAAGAGAUCCAGAGCUGUUAUGGGUAAUGGUCUCCAUUGAAGCACACAAACAAGCACAGAGGACAAACCGCGUUGUCAAAAUGUGUCCGUUGUUUGCCGCAAGGAGUCAUUCGUCUUUCUAUGUGCAAAUGUAGCAUGGCCACUCUUUGUUUUAUCAUUUAUUUUAUCAUCAUGAGGAGGAAAUGUGUCAGAAUAAGAAUAUAGAAUUCUAGAGUCUCAGGUUUACGCGGGUAAUUUAUUGCAAAGGCUUUAUUACUUGGCUCAUGAUGUAUAAUCUCUCACCCUCUGCCCUGUUAUUUCUGUGCCAAAUACAACUGCCAUUUUUAUUGCUUUUCUUUUUAUGGCUUCCAUAAUCAUAUGUUUUAAUGCAAAUGUUAUUUAUUUUCUACUUUAAAAAGGUAUAUGAAAACGGGCAUUUCUUGUCACUGGUAUUUCCAGUCUGUAUAAGAAAUACAAUUUGUACAGGGCAAUGUGCAAUUACAGAGCAGUGAGGCUUUAUUCAAUAUAAAGACAUAUACAUAACGUGACAGUUCCUUAUUAAACAAUAUAAAAAAUAUAUGACGGUUGGUUGCCUCCAAUUCUGCAAACACAAAAAAACAGAGGGUAUCGUCCUCAGACACACACAAGUAAGUUUUUUUGCACUAAUGAUCUUAGGUGGAUAUUACUCAACCGUUUUUGGGUCAGAAAAUGCGCACAUUUUGGAUGCAAUGCCCUCUGCAGCGUACAACGGUAUAACUGAAUAUAUUGUUAAUGCAUAAUCUUUUCACCAUAACCAAUCUUUUAUUGUUUGGAUGAGAAGAAAAAAACAUUUCAAUAAGAAAAAAUAAACAGGGCGUUGCUCAACUAUGUCGGCCUAUGAUCGCCACGUUCACGAGCGGAACUGGAAAGUGUGAAACAAAGUGUUAAAAUGU